AUGUUCUGCUUUGAGACGGCCAUGAACAUGCUCUACUGGUCAGCACUCGUCUAUGACUACGAGGAGGCGUUGGAUUCGAAGCUAUCACUGGACACGGCAAUGAGCCUGUAUGGGCUGGAGCACUCGGAGCUGUUUUGGGAGAAAGCGCUGGACACAAAACUGCUCAUGGCCUGGAACAAGCACACAAUCGUUAUGGCCUUCCGCGGCACCGCCUCCUUCGCCAACGCCCUCGCAGACCUGCAGGCGUGGCAGAUCGCGCACCCGCCGGCGCGCGGAUUUGUUUUCCGGCACCGGCCGCGCGUUCAUCUCGGCUUCUGGAAAUCGUGGACCGCCAACGGACUCAACAAACGCGUCUGCCAGCGCAUCAUGUCGAUUCUGCGCUCGCCUGAUGUUGACUCCGAGCGCGUCAAAGUCUACAUAACCGGGCAUUCGCUGGGCGGCGCGCUGGCAACGUUGGCUGCGCACGAGUUACGGGCGACGGCUCGGAGCUACGGUGUCGACCGCGAGCUGGCAUGCUACACAUUCGGAGCGCCCCGCGUCGGUAACCACGCCUUUGCGCGCGAAUUCAACGAGGUGGCGCCGGACACGUGGCACAUAAUCAACGACCAGGACGUUGUGGCCAAGGCGCCAAAAUUCCUGAUACUUUACAAGCGCGCGGGGCAUCGAGUGGUGAUUAAUAAAAUGGGGGACAUGAUUGUGCGGCCGUCCUUCAUCGAGAUCACCAUGCGCAACGGCAGCAGCAGCGUGGCACACCACAUGCUGGGCAGCUACCAGCGCUCGCUGCUGGCGAUCCUCUUGGCGCAGUUCACCAAGAAGCGCUUCUCUGGCGGCAUGGCAGGCGUCGUGCGCCUGGCAACUUCCUCCGAGCCUGUGCAGGAGCUGCUGCUAGAGGAGGCCGGCCUGGACAUAGCAGCGCUGCGGCGGCUGAGCAAGUGGGGAGCGCUCGCGCCGCAGAUCGGCGCGAAGAUCAGCGCCACUCUUCGCCGGCGCACGACCGGAUCCCUGCCCACGAGGCGCUCCCCUUCGCUGCCCGGCAGCGGGCAUGGCUCUGCCAACGGCCGCAGGCGCGCAGCGGGCAGGCCUCUACCAACGCUGACAGCCCCGGAGCCGCUGACGCGCAUAUCGCUGAGCGGGGAGCUGCCAUCAGUGGCAGAGCACAGCGCGGAACCAGAUCAGAAGAGCUCUCCCAUGGACCCAGAACAGGCGACGCACAGGAACGCGCCAGAAAAGGCGCGGCGAGGGGACCGGGGGGACCGCUCGGCGUCAGAGGGGGAACCGAUACGGGAAAGGGAGCUGAGCCUGCGGGAGAGGUACGCCGCGGGGCAGACAAGUGGAUCGGGCGGAGAUGGGUUGAUCGAGCGGGGUGCCCUCAUGAAGUCAGAAACUGCCGUGCAGCUGCCGGGAGCCGGAAGGUGA
Molecule: messenger RNA, 1416 nt
Organism: Coccomyxa subellipsoidea C-169
Lineage: Eukaryota; Viridiplantae; Chlorophyta; Trebouxiophyceae; Coccomyxaceae
Product: alpha/beta-hydrolase
Exons: 9
Coding region: 1-1416 (471 amino acids)
Biological process (GO): lipid metabolic process
Source: RefSeq, a predicted model, not a curated record